Messenger RNA from Camelina sativa (false flax), 1163 nucleotides. RefSeq names its product aquaporin NIP3-1-like. Gene Ontology annotation, cellular component: membrane. Gene Ontology annotation, biological process: transmembrane transport. The record is from RefSeq and is a predicted model, not a curated record. NCBI's taxonomy places the organism in Eukaryota, Viridiplantae, Streptophyta, Magnoliopsida, Brassicales, Brassicaceae. Gene Ontology annotation, molecular function: channel activity.
UUGGAGAUUUUAGAAGACAUGUUUGGAGAACUGUCACCAUAGUUCCAUCAAUGGCGCCCGAGAUCUCUGAUAUUACUACUCAGACUCAAAUCACCGUCUUGGAAAUCGAAGAUGGUCAAUCCGGGAAUCAUUCCUCGUCACAGGAUGUCUCCGGUCCUCUUGUAUCCGUAUCGUUCGUUCAAAAGUUGAUUGGAGAGUUCGUGGGAACAUUCACUAUGAUAUUUGCCGGCUGCUCAGCCAUCGUGGUAAAUGAGACGUACGGUAAACCGGUGACACUUCCUGGUAUAGCUUUGGUAUGGGGACUAACCGUAAUGGUUAUGAUCUACUCAAUUGGUCACGUCUCCGGUGCACAUUUCAACCCUGCUGUUUCUAUUGCCUUUGCUUCUUCUAAAAGGUUCCCUUUUAAUCAGGUUCCAGGGUAUAUAGCCGCUCAAGUUCUCGGAUCAACUUUAGCGGCCGCAACUCUACGGCUUGUGUUCAAUCUCAACGACAACGUCUGUAGCCUCAAGGGAGAUGUUUAUGUGGGAACAUAUCCCUCAAACUCCAACACGACAUCGUUCAUAAUGGAGUUCAUCGCUACUUUCAAUCUAAUGUUCGUUAUAUCUGCUGUUGCUACUGAUAAACGAGCAACCGGGUCAUUCGCAGGAGUUGCUAUCGGCGCUACCGUAGUACUCGACAUCCUUUUCUCCGGGCCAAUUUCGGGAGCAUCUAUGAAUCCAGCAAGAAGCUUAGGGCCUGCACUUAUAUGGGGAUGUUAUAAGGACUUAUGGUUGUACAUAGUUUCACCGAUCAUCGGGGCAUUAUCAGGUGCAUGGACUUACGAUAUGUUACGAUCCACAAAAAAAUCAUAUAAAGAGAUUAUUCGUCCAAAUUGCAAUAAAGUUUCAUCGAGAGAUCGCCAAGAAGCUUCUAAAGAUGAGAAUUGUCUUCUACGAGUGGUUGAUCCUUCAAACCAGAAUUAUUUUAUAUGUUCAUCACCUACUAAAAUCGACGACAAAUGUAAUGUCACAUGUAAGUUCGAGUGAAAGAUUGAUGUACUUAUCUCCACACACCACACUAGUACCCAUCUUACAUUCGGGUUUUGAUCUCAUAUAUUUGUUGGUGUGUUUGUCUUUUCUGGUUUAAUAAAAUGAUGUAUAUAUAUAUAUAUAUAUAUAUAUAUU